Messenger RNA from Sclerotinia trifoliorum, 1321 nucleotides. The record is from the annotation of a GenBank genome assembly. NCBI's taxonomy places the organism in Eukaryota, Fungi, Ascomycota, Leotiomycetes, Helotiales, Sclerotiniaceae.
GUUGUAUCUCUACCUACGUACCUCAGGUACCCAGUAGCAGUAAACUUUAUCAUGUACUCCCUUCCGACUAAGACCAUAGAGAAUAUCGAUAUGUAUCCGUCGUACAUUCAUCUUGUACCGAGUGCGAAGAUUCUCCUAAAAAAAGUCAGUCUGGCCUCAACUUCUGAGUGAAGUCAGGAGUCCUGUUGGUCCCAUUAAAGGGUUGUUGGUGUUGGUGUUGAAUUUCUGCCCCACGUAGAUGUGGAUUCCCUUGUGACAGCUGGAAACCGGCCGACCUACAACAACUUCCAAGCCAGUAUGGAGUGUCCCGCAGCAUUGUUCUAGUCGGGGUAUAGAGAAAUGAGAUGGAUAUUGGUCUUGGUUAAGUAUACCUAGAACACUCUUGUCAAUAAUCUUGGCUUAUUGUCUAGGGAGUAGCUAAGCUUGCCCAGCAGUACGAAGGGCUGGUUGCACUCUAGCAAAACUAGGAAUUGAAGAUAGAACUUCCGGCAAUCUGAUAUGAGGGAACUGUCAAGGGUUCGUGUCUCAAGUCUAUUUCCUACAUAUUGGUUCAAGAACAAGUUAUCCGCCUUCCAUUUGAUCGAGAUCGACAAAGCCCCUGUCUGCUCAAUUUCAUUGCAUUGCAUGCGUUCAAUGUUCAUUCGAAUUGCAGAUGAACUACCACCAGUACAUAUGAAGUCGACAAUCAGCCAGAUCAAGUCAGCAUCUCAAGCUAAGCUCUCAGCUUCUGUAUAAUUCAACGGCAAUAUCAGAAGUAUCUUUACCUCCUCCAUAAAUCCAUACACGCAACAAAUCACAGUGACGAGUUUUCGAUAUGGUGGAGAAUGUGUGUUUGGAACUUUGGUACUGUACAACUGGCGGUUUUGAUUAUUCGAUGAAGGAGUUGACAGGAUGCCAGCACCUACGUUUUUCCGUCCCAUUUCAGAAAGAAUGGGUGACGAACGGUUAUCUCUGCCUACCUCGUGGUAAGCAAGGAUUAAAUAUUAUGACCAAUCGGGGUCGACUGUUGAUGGAAAUUUUCAUAGAACCUACGGAGUAAUUGAUAGGAGGACCCAGAAGGAAACGAGGGCGGCUGCAUAUUAACCUUACAACAAACCUCAUUUGAUGGAUGUGAAGAAAGCCAUAUGAAUGUCCUAGGUUAUCUAUCACAGAUGCAUCCUUUCUUAGCUAGACUCUUACUUGGUACUUACGGAAUGCCCAGAACUUCUACUUGCAUUGCCCCUCUGGAUUCUCUCUACUCCGUAACGUUUUUGAGGCGCAUCCUUGCGGAAAUCUUUUAGCAAAUAUGAGGGUUCAAGAAGACGGGAUGAACACCGAUCGU